This is a messenger RNA of Dioscorea cayenensis subsp. rotundata (Guinea yam), 912 nucleotides long. RefSeq lists its product as uncharacterized. The coding region runs from base 1 to 912 and encodes 303 amino acids. NCBI's taxonomy places the organism in Eukaryota, Viridiplantae, Streptophyta, Magnoliopsida, Dioscoreales, Dioscoreaceae. The transcript has a single exon. The record is from RefSeq and is a predicted model, not a curated record.
AUGAUUCACAAUGGUGCAUCUACUUUUUUCUGGUACGACAACUGGAUCGGUGGUUGGGCCCCUAAAGACAUCUCGCCUGAUCUCUUCAACAUCUGCCAGACAUCCUGGAUUACUAUCAGGCAACUCUAUUUGAAUAUUUCUAAUCUUGAGUCUUUCUUCCUUGAGGCCUCUCCUGAUGAUUUCAUUUCCCUUAUUCAAUCUAUUCCCAAUUGUUCCUCGUCCGAGGAGGAUACGAACAUUUGGACUUUAGAUCGUAAUCACACCUUCUCGGUUCGCUCAUUUUAUAAAUUCCUUGUUGAUGGUGGGUUGCGAACCCCACUUUAUCCGUCUUUCUGGAAAGUGGAAUGCCCCAGCAAAGUUACACUUUUCUGUUGGUUGGCUAAUGAUAACAAAAUUUCAACUUUAUCUAAUCUGGGUAAGAAAGGUUGCAACUUCCAGAAUGCAACAUAUACCUGUGUUAUGUGUUAUAAAAAUUCAGAAACUGUUGAUCAUCUUUUGAUUCACUGUGACUUUGCUUCCCGAAUUUGGGCGUAUUACCUGAACGUUCUUAAUUCGCAUUCGAGUCCAAACUCGCUCGAUCAAGUGUGGUUGUCUUGGAUUCCUUCCCUGGAUGCGUCCCGACGCCCUUUAUGGGAUCUUCUUACUAGGGCAAUUCUCUGGAAUAUCCGGUUGGAAAGGAAUAGAAGAGUUUUCAAUCUUACCUUUCUCCCUAUUUCAUCAGUGAUUUUUAAAAUUUCUAAUAUGCUUAUCGAUUGGUGUUCUGCAGCUAGGGACUCGACUCAGCAAAUUUCCAGCGAUAACCUUCAGUCUGUCAAGCGCUCUCUCGACUUCAUGAGCGUCAGAUCAGCGGAUCUCGCGAGCAGUUCGAUCUUUCCACGACUCGGAGUGACCCUCCUGACGGACCUGAGCUGA